Peronospora matthiolae is the source of this 486-nucleotide messenger RNA. Lineage: Eukaryota; Oomycota; Peronosporomycetes; Peronosporales; Peronosporaceae. The record is from the annotation of a GenBank genome assembly.
AUGGGUGUGGCCAUCGAUCCAUCUGGAUUUGGCGUCUAUGUUGGCAUGCUGCGUCGUAUUGCCAAUCACGAGAUGAAAGAGAUGAAGACGCACGAGCAACAGCUGCAACGUGAAGUUGCGGAAAAGCUGUUGCGAAUCACUAAGGAGAACUUCAGCGACGACGAUCGACACCAGGCGCUGAAAGAACUGCUCGAGCAAACUAAUGGACGGUCGAGUCAAGAGGAGAACGAUGAAGUUUCGCAAAAUAGACGUCAAGGCAAGAAGGGCAGUACGCAGUCGCUCUCGUUGGAUAUGCUGCUCACGCGCGUUAUUGAUGCCAAUGUGUACCUGGACAAUGCACUGCGUCGUAAAGCUGCGGAGAUUGCGGACACCGACCCGAAGCUUCGCAAUCAGCUGUCGCGGUUUUUGACAUCGUCUCAAAAGAGCCGACAUCACUCGAGACUCAAGGUCGUGACAUGUGUUGCUGAGACUGCGCAUGUUUCUUGA